This is a messenger RNA of Fusarium odoratissimum NRRL 54006, 1583 nucleotides long. RefSeq lists its product as uncharacterized. The coding region runs from base 391 to 1290 and encodes 299 amino acids. Lineage: Eukaryota; Fungi; Ascomycota; Sordariomycetes; Hypocreales; Nectriaceae. Gene Ontology annotation, biological process: biosynthetic process. The record is from RefSeq and is a predicted model, not a curated record. The transcript has 4 exons. Gene Ontology annotation, molecular function: catalytic activity; pyridoxal phosphate binding.
CGAUGCACCGUCAAUUGUAUAUUUCUACACAUAUAAUCACUGGAUUUGCGAGAGAAACAAUACUGGUUUUCCAAUCACUCUUGACACUGAAACGCGUGCUUCACUGUGCCACGCCGAAAGCGUUUAAGAUGCACGAUAUUCCAGAGUUUGAGCUUGAUCAAGUUGCCCAGAGCGAAGAUCGCAUUGCAUGGAUCAGCCCCAUAUGCCCUCUCGCUAGACAACCUUCGAGAUCUUUCCGCUAGCAAGCUUUCUCCGAUCGAUAACGAUAUCCCACUUUCUUAUGCUCCGUCCCUCGGAUCAGUCGAGCUGCGUAAACGCCUUGCAGAGAUCUAUUCAAUCAAAAGAGCACCACUGACAGAAGACAAUGUGAUCAUCACGCCUGGAUCAAUUAUGGCUAACUAUCUUGUGCUGAGCACGACAUGCACCAAAGGCGACCAUGUAAUCUGUCAAUUCCCGAACUACGGCCCUUUGUAUCUCUUGCCCAAGUAUUUCGGCGCUGAGGUGGACUUCUGGGUUGGGAAAGAAGAGAGAUCGUGGAAUCCUGAUAUUGAAGAGCUCAAAGCACUCAUCAAGCCGAAUACUAAAGCCAUUAUCCUAACAAAUCCGUGCAACCCUACAGGAACGGUCCUUGGCCAAGAGAUCCUGGAGCAGAUCCGAGAUUUGGCCAAGAGGCAUAACAUUACUAUCUUUGGCGAUGAAGUCUUCCGUCCCCUUUUUCACGACGACACUCCGACUCCGCCAUCCGUUAUCUCGCUGGGGUACAACAACACCAUCUCCACUGGAUCCGUAUCCAAGGCCUACUCACUCCCGGGUAUUCGUAUCGGUUGGAUAAUCUCACCAAACAAAGAUAUCCUACAACGUAUCAUCGCAGCUCGAGACUACACAACUCUCAACGUUUCACGCAUCGACGACGCCAUCGCUUUAUUCGCCUUAUCUCCCGACGUCCUUCCCAAGAUCGUUGCACAGAUUCUGGCAACUCAAUCAAAGAACAUAGAGCAGUAUGAUCAGUUUGUAACAAGAAAUCCGGACCGAUGCAGAUGGGUUCAUCCGCGAGGCGGCGGAACGGCUUUCAUACACUUUUCUGGGUCAAAUGGAAAGUCAAUUGAUGAGGUUGGGUUUGCAGAAAAGCUAAUCGAAGACUUUGGCGUCGCCGUUAUUCCAGCUAGUGCUGGUUUUAGUGAGGAGGGAGUUGCUGAUUACAAGGGCUAUCUCCGUCUGAGCUUGGGACAGCGAGUGGAAGCAGUCGCCGAAGGACUCCGAGCUAUUGAGUUGGCUAUUCAAGACUUCUAGUCUUUGAGGACAUCAAUUAUCUAAACAAAUGGCAGAAUAACAUGGCUAUCGUGCUCUCCGCCAACAUGAACCUCAUGUUUCCCAUGGUUAUCUAAAUGCUCCAAACUUCCAAAAUUACUCACGCCAAUAUUCCUCCCACAAACAACAGCUCGAAUUGACUCGCCAGCUUCAUACUCAAUACCCAUAGCCCAAAUACCAAUGUCAAGUCUAACAACAUCCCCAGGUUUGAUCUUCUCUACUUUCUCGUGAGGAUGGAACGGCCAGUGCGGGUGCAUACUCUUGCUCUCAUCGAU